AUGCCUUCUGCAUCCUGUGAUACACUGUUGGAUGACAUAGAAGAUAUUGUGACAGAGGAAGAUUCAAAGCCACAAGACAGGCAUUUUGCUAGAAAGCAUGUUGUUCCAAAGGUGCGAAAGCGAAAUACUCAGAAGUAUUUGCAAGAGGAUAUCAAUCUACCAAGUGAUAGCACUAUUCCAGGCAUACAGAAAAUUUGGAUACGAACAUGGGGUUGUUCUCAUAAUAAUUCAGAUGGAGAAUAUAUGGCUGGACAGCUAGCUGCUUAUGGAUAUAAAAUUACAGAAAAUGCAUCAGAUGCAGAUUUAUGGCUCCUGAAUAGUUGUACUGUAAAAAACCCAGCUGAAGACCACUUUAGGAACUCAAUUAAAAAAGCUCAAGAAGAGAACAAGAAAAUAGUGCUAGCUGGAUGUGUUCCUCAAGCCCAGCCUCGUCAGGACUACCUUAAAGGACUGAGUAUUAUAGGGGUUCAACAAAUAGAUCGUGUCGUAGAAGUUGUGGAGGAAACAAUUAAAGGUCAUUCUGUGAGACUACUGGGUCAGAAAAAGGAUAAUGGAAAACGGUUGGGGGGAGCACGAUUGGAUUUGCCGAAGAUUAGGAAGAAUCCACUGAUAGAAAUAAUUUCCAUCAAUACUGGGUGUCUCAAUGCUUGUACCUACUGCAAAACUAAACACGCCAGAGGAAAUUUGGCCAGUUAUCCAAUUGAUGAACUAGUAGAUAGAGCCAAACAGUCUUUUCAAGAGGGUGUUUGUGAGAUAUGGUUGACCAGUGAAGACACAGGGGCUUAUGGCAGAGAUAUUGGCACCAAUCUCCCCACACUACUGUGGAAACUGGUUGAAGUGAUUCCUGAGGGAGCUAUGCUGAGGCUGGGCAUGACAAAUCCGCCCUACAUUUUAGAGCAUCUGGAGGAAAUGGCGAAAAUCCUUAAUCACCCCAGAGUCUAUGCCUUUCUGCACAUACCAGUCCAGUCUGCCUCUGACACUGUGCUCAUGGAAAUGAAAAGAGAAUACUGCGUGGCUGACUUCAAAAGAGUAGUGGAUUUUCUGAAAGACAAAGUUCCUGGAAUAACUCUUGCUACAGACAUCAUCUGUGGUUUUCCUGGAGAAACAGACCAAGAUUUUCAAGAAACAGUAAAACUUGUUGAAGAGUACAAAUUCCCAAGCCUCUUUAUUAACCAGUUUUACCCAAGACCAGGAACUCCUGCUGCAAAAAUGGAACAAGUUCCGGCACAAGUGAAAAAGCAAAGAACAAAAAAUCUUUCUCUGGUGUUUCAUUCUUACAGUCCAUAUGAUCACAAGUGGGGAGAAGAACAGCCUGGUAUGAUAACUGAAAAAUCUUAUUCAGAGGCAUUUUAUUUCUGCUCCAAUAGAUUCCACUUUGAAGUAUUAGUGCCAAAGAACCCCUCAUUCAUGGGGAAAAUGGUCGAAGUAGACAUUUAUGAAUCAGGAAAACAUUUUAUGAAAGGGCAGCCAGUAUCAGACGCCAGAGUCUACACACCAUCCAUCAGUGAGCCAUUAGCAAAGGGAGAAGUCUCAGGUUUAAGAGAGGAAUUCAGAAAUAAGUGUGGGGCUCACUUGAGUUCACUCUCCCCCACCUCUGCUGCAAUUCAGCGGGAUUCAGUGAACUCCAGAAUGGUGCUACAGAUGCAGAAGCUACAUGAAGACUGUGCACUGAAGAUAUCUGUGGGAUUAGCUCUGUUGGCACUUCUUUUUGCUUUCUUUGUGAAGGUCUAUAAUUGGAACACAACUGAAUGA
Messenger RNA from Orycteropus afer afer, 1752 nucleotides. It is a transcript of the gene CDKAL1, whose product is annotated as CDK5 regulatory subunit associated protein 1 like 1. Gene Ontology annotation, cellular component: endoplasmic reticulum. Gene Ontology annotation, biological process: tRNA methylthiolation. The record is from RefSeq and is a predicted model, not a curated record. Gene Ontology annotation, molecular function: tRNA (N(6)-L-threonylcarbamoyladenosine(37)-C(2))-methylthiotransferase activity; 4 iron, 4 sulfur cluster binding. Lineage: Eukaryota; Metazoa; Chordata; Mammalia; Tubulidentata; Orycteropodidae.